UCUGGAAGCCCUUCAAGGUUUAGCUAAAGGCAGGCGGCCACGGACUCCAUGCUGGCAGGACAUGACCAAGGAGGGGAAGGGCUCCGAGCAGCUUCCCGAAGCAAUAUGCAUCGCAGGGCCCGGGAGCAAGGUCGCCAAGGACCUCCAGGUCCUGGUGAAGAAGGUGGCGGGCCAGCCUGAGGUCCUGCUCAUUGGGGAGACGCUGGAAGGCAAGGACAUCCACGGGAUGAUGGACACCUUCGUCAAGGACCUCUUUACCACCAACUGCUUCCCCAUCCACCCUGGAGAUUCCCUGAAGGAGCCCUUGGCUGCCACCACCUGCAAUAUCGGGGGCACGCCAUGCCAGCUGAUCUUCUUCCUCUGCCGGGCUUCCUGCCUCCAGGGAAAGCAGAAGGAACUCCGCAGGGUCAUCAAGGAGGUGAAGAAGUUUGUUGAGAAGUCCCCCUGUGCCCUGGUGGGCGUCGUCAUGGACCCCAAGACUUCGGAGGCGGAGGCCGCCCGCGACCAGCUGCUGCGCAUGCUCCGGGGCGCCUUCCCCAAGGGGUCUGCGCAGAAGCAGAGCAAGGCUGGAAAGGCUGCGGAGGAGGUCAAGAACGGCCCGAUGGAGCUGGAGGAUGUGGAAGUGGAAGCGGAGAUCUACACCCCAGGCCACCCGCGGGGGAACCUGGCCAUCGUGAAGGCAGCUUGCAGGGCUUCUGAAGCCCUGAUCAAAUCCAAAGGUAUGCCGGAGGAGGCCCAUAACGCCGAGGUCACUAAGGAUUCGCUAACCAUUACAGAUUCCGAGUUCUUUGGAGUUUCAGCUGUCCUGCAAAAUAAAAUCAACAGCAUGGCACCUCUGUGUGUGUGUGUCAUGUAUUUUACCAUCCUGCACUGGGAAAACCAUUUGCUAUCUGUCUCUAGUGCCCCUUUCAAAAAAUCACAAAUGGGCCUUUUGCCCUGUGUCCUACCCGCUUGCUCUUACGGCAUAGGCAACUAUUUCGCCUUGGCAUUCAAGAUCACCAGGGCAAAGUUGAACUGCAUUCUAACCCUGGGACCUUUACACAUGCUCAGAAGCACCGGCUUCUUUUCAGUUCACACGUUUUUUGUUAUAAACCUCGGCCAGGAAAAUAAGUUAUGAGCAGAGGGCACAAAA
Messenger RNA from Podarcis raffonei (Aeolian wall lizard), 1132 nucleotides. RefSeq lists its product as uncharacterized. The transcript is spliced from 3 exons. Lineage: Eukaryota; Metazoa; Chordata; Lepidosauria; Squamata; Lacertidae. Bases 62 to 1117 code for a protein of 351 amino acids. The record is from RefSeq and is a predicted model, not a curated record.